UCUACAUCUUCCUCCGCGCAAUUAAUUCUCUCCGAUCAAAACAGCCAAUUUGAUAAAAUGUCGUGGAUUCGAUCGGCGGUGAGCAAAGCGGUGGAAGUCGGCGGCAACAACAAUAUCACCCGUACGGUUCGCGGAUACGCCGACACCGUCGUCAACCAAGCCGGACAAGCAGUUGUCGGCGGCGCUAGGCUCAUCCAGGAUCGCAUUGGAUCUCGGAAUUUCCAAAAUUAUAAGCUAGCAGUAAAACGAUUAGAAGAAGUUUCGGUUUCGUGUAGAGGGGCGGAAAGAGUUCAGUUACUACGAAGAUGGUUAGUUGCCUUGAAAGAGAUAGAGAGACUAAACGAACCUGUCAACUCCGAACACAAUGACAAGUUCGGUGAAUCGAAUGGUUCUCCUCACGAAAAGCCAACUAUGGUAUGUGUUUCGCCAAAGGCGUGCUAUAUAUGUAUAUAUGUGUGUGUUAUGUAUUACGAUCACGAUCUUGGUGGAGAACCAAUGAAUUUCCGCGAUGUAUUCCUUCACAGUCAAGCCCUUGAAGGCAUUACGCUGUCUUUGAUUCUUGAAGAACCCGAUGAAGAAGAACUUUCGCUGCUUCUGGAGAUAUACCGAUAUUUCGUUUCCAGGAUCUGCCUUAAGGGUGGAAAAGAAGCUCAUGAUGGGACAACGAGCAGUGUUCGAGGUUUGGCAAAAGCAUUCUCAACCUACAAUGAAGAAGUACUGGCAAAGAGGGAAGAACUGCUGCAAUUUGCACAAGAAGCUAUAGCUGGACUUAAAGUAAAUGCUGAGAUAGUAAGAAUAGAUUCGGAAGUCUCGGAUAUACAUAAGAAACUAGACGUCAUGAAAGACCAGCUGCCUCUGAGUGAAGAUAUCGGGAGAUCGUCUGAAUACGGAUCCGGGAUGUCUACAGAGAAUUUAGAGGAAGCGCUCGAGCAUGUUAGACUUUGUUCCCGGUUGGAGGAGCUUCUAUUGCGGAAGAAACUCAUGAAGAAUGGGGAUUCUCCAGCAGCCCAUAUUCAAAAGAUUGAUAAGUUGAAGAUAUUAUCGGAAUCUCUUGCAAGCUCUGCCUCAAAAGCUGAAAAGCGCAUUUCAGAGAAUAGAAUACAGAAAGAAGAAGCUCUUAAAUUUCGUGUAGCUAAAAGUGGCGAAGUGAGCAUACUCGAAAAGGAAUUAGUUGCUGAAAUCAAAGCUCUUGAUAUGAGAAAAGACGAGCUCGAGGAAGAGCUAAAAAAGGUUACAACUGCUUUAACUUCUGCGCAUGGCCGCCUCCACAACGCGAGGGAAGAAAGAGAUCAGUUCGAUCAAGCUAGUAAUCAGAUUGUUCAACAUUUCACUUUGAAGGACGAUGAGCUGGCUAAAUCGAUUACUUCGUAUAGAGCAGAGGCAGAAGUUUGCAACAGAUUCGUUAAUUUUCUCGAAAACACGCAUCUUUUCCAGUCAUCAUAUUCUAAACAAAACGAGAAGCUGCUCAAGUAGGUGCUCUCUUUUCCACACUUCAUAUUUUUCA
This is a messenger RNA of Erythranthe guttata (spotted monkey flower), 1504 nucleotides long. NCBI's taxonomy places the organism in Eukaryota, Viridiplantae, Streptophyta, Magnoliopsida, Lamiales, Phrymaceae. The record is from RefSeq and is a predicted model, not a curated record.